AUGAUACAUUUUAGAACAAUCGCCACACUGCAAGGCGGAAGCGUGCCUCAGACAGCCUCGCAAGUAUUUCACUUCCACGAAUCAUGCGAUUUCGAUGUGCUCUUCACGUUUCUAAAACAUGAUACGGAAUACGGGAAAUUGUGUAUCCGUGAAGAGCCGCUCACCCGGGCUUAUACUUCCAUGGGUCGUUAUGUGUCCGGCAUCAGUAUCGAGAAGUGUUACUUCGGUUAUUUUUAAAU
Molecule: messenger RNA, 239 nt
Organism: Gongylonema pulchrum
Lineage: Eukaryota; Metazoa; Nematoda; Chromadorea; Rhabditida; Gongylonematidae
Source: the annotation of a GenBank genome assembly